Molecule: messenger RNA, 3287 nt
Organism: Carassius carassius (crucian carp)
Lineage: Eukaryota; Metazoa; Chordata; Actinopteri; Cypriniformes; Cyprinidae
Gene: jakmip1
Product: janus kinase and microtubule interacting protein 1
Exons: 21
Coding region: 412-2886 (824 amino acids)
Molecular function (GO): kinase binding; GABA receptor binding; microtubule binding
Source: RefSeq, a predicted model, not a curated record
AGAUUAAAACGGUGCCGAUUCUCUUUCAUCUUUCGGCUGUCACUCAUGAUGACGCAGCGCUGUCAGUCAUCCGGCGGUUUGUUUGAUGUGUUGUGCUGUGGUGUGAUGAUCGGAGAUGUUGAGCUGCAGUGGGUCUGUGAUGGCUGGUGCUGUGGGUGUGGUUCUGGCCGCCCGGUGCUGAUGAAGUCUACCUCUGUGGCUUUAGAUGUGCUGCUUACUGGGUUCCCUCGGUGAUGGGAAAACUGGAAAUAACGCGGAAUUGUGGAAUCGUGAUUUCCAGGUCUUGAAAAGUUCAGGAGAAGAGGAAGAUGCCACUGAUGGUGUGGUCAAUUCCCAGUGUUACAAAAGCUUUAGAGUGAGAUUUGACUGUGGAAGUGUGGAUUUGACUGGUAAAUCAUCAUUUUGGUGAAGAUGGCUGCAACUACGCCCACCUCGGCCCCACCUCCCAAAAAGAGCAGAGGAAAACAGGAAAUAGAAACUCUACAGACAGCCAAUGAAGAGCUGAGGAGCCGAUUGAGUGACUUACAAAAUGAACUGCAACAGGAGAGAGGCAAGGUGGGUAAAUUACGGGAACGUUUGCAAGAGUUACGGGCCCAACGUGAGACUGAGCAGCACAAGCACUCGGUCGCUCUCACUGAACUCCGCGUCAAGCUCCAUGAGGAGAAGCAGAGAGAGGUGGCGGCCACACGAGAGAGCCUAUCUCGGCAACACGAGACCGAGCUGGCCCGGGCGGCACGACUCCGUGAGACAGAGCUGGCCCGGCUUCAGUCGCUGGUGUGUAUUUUGCGGGAUGGAGCCAGCAGCGAGCUACGUAAUGCCCUGAAGGAGGAGGCACGAGAGGAGGCCCGCAGGAGCUACGAGGCAGAGAAACUCAGGCUCACCCAGGAGCUGCAGGAGGCGAAGACGUCACGGCGGCAGGCAGAGGAGGCGCUCUCCCAUGCUGUGCAGGCCGACAGAGCCAAAGCUGCCGAUCUCAGAGUGGCCCAUCAAGCUCAUCAGGAGGAGAUCCAGAGAAUCAAACGUGAGAGCGAGAGAGAAAUCCGGAGACUGAUGGACGAGUUGAAGAGCAGAGAUCGUGUGGUGCAGUCACUGGAAAAAGAACUGGGAGUGCAGGCGGGACAGACACAGCGUCUAUUGCUGCGGAAGGAGGAAGCAGAGCGGCAUUAUGGGAGUCCGAAGAGAGAGGUGGCGUCGUCUCUCGGGGAAAACUCAGACUCUGUCAGUAACCAGGACGUGGAUGAGAAGGAUGUUAGGAGAUUUCACCUGAAGAUUGCAGAGCUGCAGGCAGUCAUCAGGAAACUAGAGGAUAGGAACACCCUGCUUUCAGAUGAGAGAAACGAACUGCUGAAACGAGUGCGAGAAACAGAAGCAGAGAUAAAGCCUCUCAUGGAGAAGAAUAAACGGCUGAAUAAAAAGAAUGAAGAGCUGCAGCAGACUCUACAGCGCAUGGAGGACAAACUGAAGACACUCAGCAGAGAGAACGCGGAACAGAAAGAGAAAUCCCAGCAGAACUUGCAGCCGGGUGGGCUGAAGAGACACACCUCUCUAACAGACCUGAGUCACGCCCACGAGCAACAGGAAGUCGAGUAUCUGCGCUUGCAAAUCAGCGAGCAGCGUGGUGUUAUUGAUGAGCUCACGCAGGAACGGGACAGGCUGAUAAUCAACAAAAAGAACAGGCGAAAAAACAUCAAGUUGCCCAGGAGGCAUGUUGUGGAGACAUAUUUUGGAUUUGACGAAGAAUCUGUCGAUUCUGAAACGUCAUCUCUGACAUCAUAUAACACCGACCGCACAGAUCACACCCCUGCUACCCCCGAAGAGGAUCUUGAAGAUGCCUUUUCCCGAGAGGAGGCAGAGCUGCGCUUUCGGCAGCUGACACGAGAGUACCAGGCACUGCAGCGAGCUUACGCACUUCUGCAGGAGACUACGGGGCCUCUGGACCCUGAGAGACACUGCAGGACACGGGAGCAGCUGCAGACGGAGCUGAUUGGCUGUCAGGCACGGAUUGCCGACCUGGAGCGGAGCUUGGCAGAGAAGGGGCAGGAUUCAAAAUGGGUGGAGGAAAAGCAAAAUCUUCUCAGGGUGAACCAGGAACUCAAAGAAAAGAUAGUGUCGCUGGAGCAGUGUGAAAUGCGAUUACGCUCAGAAGUUCAAGACACCCUGGAUCAGAAUGAGCUGCUUGAAUUCCGCAUUCUAGAACUGGAAGAGAGGGAACGCCGUUCUCCUGCCUUUAACCUGCAAAUCUCUGCCUCUGAAAACAACAGUAUCCUACAGCUACACUGCCAGCAAGAGGGUGUCAAGGAUGUCAUCAUUCCUGACCUCAUGAAAAAGCUUGACAUUCUUGGGGACAAUGGGAACUUGCGAAACGAGGAGCAAGUGACAGUCAUUCAAGCAGGCACUGUGCUGUCUUUAUGUGAAAAGUGGUUGAAGCAGAUUGACAGCACUGAGGCGGCCCUGACACAGAAAAUGGUUGAUCUGGAGAAUGAGAAGGAGCUGUUCAGUAAACAGAAAGGUUUCCUGGAAGAGGAACUAGACUACAGGAAGCAAGCUCUCGAUCAGUCCCAACUGAGGGUGCAGGAGCUGGAGGCCACAUUAUAUGCUGCCCUGCAGCAGGAUCCAGACAGCUGUGUGGGGGAGAGUUUGAGUGACAGGCAGCGAGCGAAGCUGGCCGAGUCAAUGGAGGCAGUACGGAGACAGAUCCUGCGGCAGAGUCGCCAUGCCGACACACUCGUCCUACAACAGCGCAUGGAGCUCCUCCAGUCUGCACAGCAGAGGAUCAGAGAACUUGAAGAUAAGAUUGACAUGCAGAGAAGACAAAUCAAAGAGAUUGAAGAGAAGUUUUUGUUCCUUUUCUUGUUUUUCUCCCUAGCUUUUAUUGUCUGGCCUUAACACCCCCCCCCCCCCCCACACACACACACACACACACACACACAUCAUAUUCUCUCUCUAUAUCUCUUUCUGUCUCUCACUGUCUUUCUCUAACACACACAGGUGCAGUAUCUAGACGAAAGAUACAAACUCAUCUUGCCACUAGAAACUUUGGUGACACAAUUAUUCCUCAGUUUGUUGUACAAAACAUGUUUUUAAAUAUUUUAUGAAGCGUUUCCAAAGAGAAACAUUCGUAUUUCAAAAGUUUCAGAGGCUGCUUAAUUUUGUUUUGUCCAAUUUAAAUUGUGUGAACAAAUAUAUAAUUGAAUGCACCGUAAAUAUUUGUUAUAAUGAGUAUUUAAAGAAACACCACACUUGUCAGACUGCUUUUAGUUUCAAUAAAUAAAGUUGUAUUUUUUUCA